This is a messenger RNA of Odocoileus virginianus texanus, 6117 nucleotides long. NCBI's taxonomy places the organism in Eukaryota, Metazoa, Chordata, Mammalia, Artiodactyla, Cervidae. The record is from RefSeq and is a predicted model, not a curated record.
CAGCUUGGAGUUACUGUUGGGAACAGAUCCAUGUAUGGAAGCGAAAGCCGAAAGGCACAGAUAAGCAGAGAUCCAGCUAUGCAAACCAUGUUUAGAGACACUUAAACGACAAGCAUCCCAGGUUCUUUCUUUCUGGUAAAUUUGGAGAAGCCAUCACCCCGGGUCUUUUUUCACAUCCAGCCCAUGCGGACUGAUCGGCCAGGCUCAACCAGAGUAGGUUGGGACAGUUGGAACUCUGCCAUUGUCCAGCAUGCUGCAGUUCAGUCUGUCACCCACCUUGUCGAUGGGAUUUCAUGUGUUAGCCAUGGUGGCCCUAGUGUUUUCCCACGUGGACCAUAUAAGUGCUGAGACAGAAAUGGAAGGAGAAGGCAAUGAGACUGGCGAGUGUACUGGCUCCUAUUACUGUAAGAAGGGGGUGAUUUUACCCAUUUGGGAGCCCCAGGACCCUUCCUUUGGGGACAAAAUUGCUAGAGCGACUGUGUAUUUUGUGGCCAUGGUCUACAUGUUUCUUGGCGUCUCGAUCAUUGCUGACCGGUUCAUGUCUUCUAUAGAAGUCAUCACGUCUCAAGAGAAAGAAAUCACCAUAAAGAAACCCAAUGGAGAGACCACCAAGACAACUGUGAGGAUCUGGAAUGAGACAGUGUCCAACCUGACCUUGAUGGCCCUGGGAUCUUCAGCUCCAGAGAUCCUCCUUUCAGUAAUUGAGGUGUGUGGCCAUAACUUCACUGCAGGAGACCUUGGUCCUAGCACCAUUGUAGGGAGUGCUGCAUUCAACAUGUUCAUCAUCAUUGCGCUUUGUGUAUAUGUCGUCCCAGAUGGGGAGACAAGGAAGAUCAAGCAUUUGCGUGUGUUCUUUGUGACAGCAGCAUGGAGCAUCUUUGCCUAUACCUGGCUUUACAUCAUUUUGUCUGUCAGCUCUCCCGGGGUCGUGGAGGUCUGGGAAGGUUUGCUUACUUUCUUCUUCUUCCCCAUCUGCGUUGUGUUUGCUUGGGUGGCAGACCGGAGGCUUCUGUUUUACAAGUAUGUCUACAAGAGGUAUCGGGCUGGCAAGCAGAGGGGAAUGAUUAUUGAACACGAAGGAGACAGGCCAUCUUCCAAGACAGAAAUUGAAAUGGAUGGGAAAGUGGUCAAUUCCCAUGUUGACAGUUUCUUAGAUGGGGCCCUGGUUCUGGAGGUUGAUGAGAGGGACCAAGAUGAUGAAGAAGCCAGGCGAGAAAUGGCAAGGAUUCUGAAGGAACUCAAGCAGAAGCAUCCAGAGAAGGAAAUAGAGCAAUUAAUAGAAUUAGCCAAUUACCAAGUCUUAAGUCAGCAGCAAAAAAGUCGAGCAUUUUACCGCAUUCAAGCUACCCGCCUGAUGACUGGAGCAGGCAACAUUUUAAAAAGGCAUGCAGCAGACCAAGCCAGGAAAGCUGUCAGCAUGCACGAGGUCAACACGGAAGUGGCUGAAAAUGACCCUGUCAGUAAGAUCUUCUUUGAACAAGGGACGUAUCAGUGUCUGGAGAACUGUGGCACGGUAGCCCUGACCAUUAUCCGCAGAGGUGGUGAUUUGACCAACACUGUGUUUGUUGACUUCAGAACAGAGGACGGCACAGCCAACGCUGGUUCUGAUUACGAAUUUACCGAGGGAACUGUGGUCUUCAAGCCUGGUGAGACCCAGAAGGAAAUCAGAGUUGGCAUCAUUGAUGAUGACAUCUUCGAGGAGGAUGAGAAUUUCCUUGUGCAUCUCAGCAACGUCAAAGUAUCUUUGGAAGCCUCGGAAGAUGGCAUCCUGGAAGCCAGUCAUGUCUCUACCCUUGCUUGCCUGGGAUCUCCCUCCACUGCCACCGUGACUAUUUUUGAUGAUGACCACGCCGGCAUCUUUACUUUUGAGGAACCUGUGACUCAUGUGAGUGAGAGCAUUGGCAUCAUGGAGGUGAAAGUACUGAGGACAUCUGGAGCACGUGGAAAUGUUAUCGUUCCCUAUAAGACCAUUGAGGGGACCGCCAGAGGCGGAGGAGAAGACUUUGAGGACACAUGUGGAGAGCUCGAGUUCCAGAAUGACGAAAUUGUCAAAACAAUAUCAGUCAAGGUAAUUGAUGAUGAGGAGUAUGAGAAAAACAAGACCUUCUUCCUUGAGAUUGGAGAGCCCCGCCUGGUGGAGAUGAGUGAGAAGAAAGCCCUGUUAUUGAAUGAGCUUGGUGGCUUCACAAUAACAGAUGAAUAUGAUGACAAGCAGCCACUGACCAGCAAAGAGGAGGAAGAGAGGCGCAUUGCGGAAAUGGGGCGCCCCAUUCUGGGAGAGCACACCAGACUGGAGGUGAUCAUUGAAGAAUCCUACGAGUUCAAGAGUACCGUGGACAAACUGAUUAAGAAGACAAACCUAGCCCUGGUGGUUGGGACGAACAGCUGGAGAGAGCAGUUCAUCGAGGCGAUCACUGUCAGUGCUGGGGAAGAUGACGAUGACGACGAAUGUGGGGAGGAGAAGCUGCCCUCCUGUUUUGACUACGUGAUGCACUUUCUGACUGUGUUCUGGAAGGUCCUCUUCGCCUUUGUACCCCCGACAGAGUACUGGAACGGCUGGGCAUGUUUCAUCGUCUCCAUCCUCAUGAUUGGCAUACUGACGGCUUUCAUUGGAGACCUCGCUUCCCACUUUGGCUGCACCAUCGGCCUGAAGGAUUCCGUGACUGCGGUGGUGUUUGUCGCGCUUGGAACCUCAGUGCCAGACACGUUUGCAAGCAAAGUGGCAGCCACCCAGGACCAGUAUGCGGAUGCAUCCAUAGGUAACGUCACAGGCAGCAACGCGGUGAACGUCUUCCUGGGCAUCGGUGUGGCCUGGUCCAUCGCUGCCAUCUACCACGCGGCCAACGGGGAACAGUUCAAAGUGUCCCCUGGCACGCUAGCUUUUUCUGUCACUCUCUUCACCAUUUUUGCUUUCAUCAAUGUGGGGGUGCUGCUGUACCGGCGGAGGCCAGAAAUUGGAGGUGAGCUGGGUGGGCCCCGGACUGCCAAGCUCCUCACAUCCUGCCUCUUUGUUCUCCUGUGGCUCUUGUACAUUUUCUUCUCCUCCCUGGAGGCCUACUGCCACAUAAAAGGCUUCUAAAGGAACAAUCAGAUGUAGUAAAUUUAUAUAUAUAUACAUAUAUAUAUACAUAAAAUUAUGUAUAAUGAACAGAGGAAACUGGCAUUUGUCAUAUCCACCCACCUGCUGAUGGAAUCCAGCUUCAAGAGCAGACUCUGUACUAGGGCCGGAGUGAGAAGGCAUCACCUCCCGUUCCCAGGGGCAUCGUCUUGUUGAACCAGGCAUGGAGGCAGGGUCAUCUUUGCAGCUCAGCCCAGAAGGGCUGUGUUCUCCCCGGGUUCAUAAAUCCUUAAGUCUUUGAUUUGUUUUCUGUUUUUGCUUGUUUGGGAUUGGGGUUGGGAGGUGGUUGAUGUUAGGGUUUGGUUUUGUUUUUGCAGGGGGAGGAUCAGGGUUUGUGCUUCUCUUGUGGGAGGUGAUGUCCAAUCUCAAUGGUAAAAGUGGAAAUCAGGAAGAUGACUCUCCCUUUGCCCAAAAACUUUAAAAAUUAUUUUGGAGUAAGAAAGGAAACGGGCACUGAAGAAGAAAGAAGCAUGUCUGCACUAGAUUACUAAAUUUCAUGCUUAUCUCUGGAGCGGGAGCAGAGGUGAAACCCCCUCCAAGAAGAAACUUGGGAGCUGGAAUGGAGCCAAGAAGAGUUGUGGUUCUAGAUACAGUCUGAUAUUUAAAGAUGCUAGGCUUGGCACCCUUGUUCAACAGGUACAAAAACAACAUGCCUAGAUUCCCAGGAACAUACAAAGUCCUUUCUUAUCUCUUUAGCGCUGGACUACAAUUAGCAAGGCCCUGACUCUGAUGUUCCACACCCACUGAUUCCCCAGCCCUCCCAUCCCAAACCCCUUCUCCUCCCCUUUACCCCUCAUAUAAACAGGAAGAAUAACUCCAUUCAAAACGCACAUCAUCCUUUUCCAUUUGCAUCAGUCUGUGUCCCAUGUUGCUAUUGCCUGGGAUUGUCCAUCAGUUCUGUUUUCCAGGGCAUCAAUGACCUGCACACUCCUGUUCCAGUCAUGACGGAACAUUUGCUCCUCUUUCAUGUGCCUGUUUGGGAAUGUUGUUGUGAUACCUGUUACACAGUGCAUGGAUGAAAAACAAAUACAACAAAACAAAGUGUAUCUGUAUAUAGUAGAGUAUAGCAUAUACUGUUCUCCCAUCUGGCGACAUUGAUUGGACAUUGAAGACAUAAGUGAGUUUUCUUUUCACCUGAGUUGUAACUUUUGUGUUGUUAUUGAGUUUGGUUAGGGAUAAAAGGAGAAAAUGGCUUAUUGUUCAUGGAUCUGCACGUUCAUUUCUAAGAAACAAUAACUGUUAUGUGGGAGUUAAAGCUAUUGAGAGGACAGCGGGCACGCGACAAAGUAUCUUCAAGGAAAAUUAGCCACGUGGUGCACAUCAAAGCCUUGAAAACUCACCUGUUGGUUCAGGAAGGCCAAGGAGAAGGGCUGUGUGGAGAAGGGGAUACGUUAGAUGUGCCUGGGCUCUGAAAGCCUCCGUUCCUGGAACACCCCUGCCCCCAAAGUAUUUAUUUCACAUCUGCUCUGUCUGGCACAGAUGGUAGAUAGUGCUGGUUUGUUCAUUUUAUUUUUUUAUGUAAAAGGCUAUUCAGAGCCCCAUUUUUUUCACCGUCCAGACCCCUCUGAUAGUAUCUGCAGUUCCUAAGGAGAAAAGAAGCCACGGUGAUCAACAGGCCUGUCAAAGUGUGUCUUCUCUACGUAGGGCUAAGGAGGACGUGAUUAAAUGAGAUGAUUAGUGCCUCUCCGGGAGGUUUUUAACCCUGGAAAUGGAAUGGCUCUAUUUCACAAUAUCAAAGAGUAUGAUAAACCCAACGUUCCAAAGCUGUGAGUCCACAAAUGAGAAAAAAAUGGAAUGACUUAGGUCCCCUCUCAGACAUUUCUCUAUCCAUAAAGAAUCCCAGGCCAGAGACAGCCCUAAGCCCUCUGUGUUGAUUCAGAGAUACUUAACUGAUAAUAAUUUUCAUUUCUUAUUUUCUCUUCGUCCACUUAGUAAUCACAAUCAUUCAUCAUUUAAUAAACACUGGGUGAAUGAAUAAGUAAAUGCUGAGUACCCAUUCAAUCUGCCCAGUACUAUGCUAGCACUUGGGGACUAAACAUGGACCAGACAGCCCGGAUCCCUAUCCUGAGGGGGUUCACAGUUAAUCCCUGAGUAAUAGUUAACAGCCACAUGGAAACAAUUUGAUCUUACAAGAAAAACACAGUCGCUGAAAUUCUCUUGUCUAGAUGUCUGAGAUUUUCUUGAACUGAGAGAGUGUAAGGCGCGGGGUAGGAACAGCAGUCUAUGUAUCCUGAGCCAAUCUUGCAGAUCUGUACAUCUUUCCAUUGUAAACCAAGUAAGGCAAUCCUGCUGAUGACCCAACUGGCUGAGAAAUCCCAGUUAACCCCAGUUUUUAUCUUCAGCUGAUCUUUGUUGGACAGCAGUACUUUUCCACGCCCCCUGCAGCUAUAAUUUCUCAUAUCUCCUGGAGCCUCAGCCCUGACCUGUCAUGGCCCAGCGCACUGGUGGCAUUGUCCUAACCCAUUUUUUUCUGAAGAUUUAUUUAAUGAAAAACUAGCCUAGAAACACCAAGUAAAUAGUCAAGGGAUAUGAGUUGUUUAAACAUUAGAAAGACUUUGCACUCCUUUCUAGCUAUAUUUGGAAUGUUAAUAAUCCCAUAGCAAAUUUUCACAGAGGAUGGUAAGAAAUCUUGACUGUUGGUCAAUUUCAAUUUCAAAGCUUUUUGGUUUGUUUGCUUUUUAAAUUUUCAUGUUAUAGGGGAAAUAUGAUUCUGGUUGUUCAGGGUUGUUUUAGUAAUUAUAGUCAUGUAAAAUUAUUUCAUUUUGUUUGAUUAUUUUAUUUCGUGUGUAUUGUGCACAGCUUAGGGGGGGAGGUGCACUAAUUGUGCUGUUCCUAAUAGAUGGUACACAUUAUUGACACAGACAAAUAAAGUUUCUAAUGGUUUCUGAUUUAAUCACUAGUGAUCCAGCAUAUUCUGUAUGGAAUGUUUUCUCUCUCCUCAUUGUCAUCUGUUUCAUCUUUUGUUUUCAUGUUUUGAAGAAAUAAAGACCCAAAAGGUA